UCUAAAAAUGAUAAAAACUUGGCUUUAUCAUGGAAUCUCGUAACUUCGAAGAAAAUGCAUCAGCAUAUGAUUUUGAUGAAUAUCCUGACGAUCAUGUCACCUACGAGCACGAAUGUUCCUUGAGAGAUGCCCCACCGAUAUUGUUGAGUCGCUUCAAGUCUCCCUCGAGCCUUGGUUUCAAAAUUCGCCAGUGGUUUCUCAUCGAUCGCGAUCAUCCGCAGACGAGGCGCCUGUACCGGUCCAGUUAUCUCUUCCGAACGGAACUGAACCGUCAGAUCAAAAGCAACUACUGGUACAUCAUCCACCCGUUCAGCAAGUUCCGGUUCUACUGGGACUGUUGGCUACUGGUCUACAUUUACGCGAUCCUGUUGAUCAUACCGUUGAUGGUCAGUUUUUCCACGACGUUGAUGAAAGGACGGUACCUUUACGUGGUGGCAUCGGUGGUGAAUGUAUUGGCCAGUUGUGAAAUAAUCGUAAACUGUUUGACCGGGUCCUCGAGGGAUAAGUACCAUAGACACAUCAGUUUGAAUCCCACGAAAAUCUUCCUCAACUACUUGAGAGGAUCAUUCGUGAUCGAUUUGAUUUUUGCGCUUCCGGCGGCGUUGUUGAUCAGAGCAUUCACUUUCGAAGAAGCGUGGAUCAGGAUAACUCUCGAUGCAUUGAAUAUAUUGAUCGUUCUCAAACUAGUAUCUGUACGAUUGAUUUGGCAAUAUCUCAUGAAUAUUUUUGAGCGUUACAAAUUGGAUAUGAUUCACUAUUACGUAAUUAGAUUGAUUCUUGUAUCCGGCUUAUUUGUCCAUUGGUGUAUUUGCGUUUACAAAUCUGGCGUCGUUAUGGUGGAAAACCCCGAAUACGGCAUAGAUCCACUUUGGGACGAUCAUGUGCAUUUUUUGCGUGACGUCAAUAAUAGUAUUUUGAAUCGCUACGGAAAAUGCUUCGCUACGGUUUUAUUCUAUCUGUUUGUCCUGAGCUUCGGCGAGCUGGGGAUUCCUAAAACUGUUCACGGAAAAAUUCUGGCGGCUGUUUGUAUUAUUGUUGGGAUAUGCUUCCAAAUGUAUUUAUUUCUACAAUUCUUUAAAAUUAUCGCGAUCAAAAGCUCAUCCAAAAGAAAAUAUGCCGCAGCAAUUAGUCAACUGGAGGCCUACAUGACAAUGAAACAAUUUCCUCGUGAAAUGAAAAUCCGACUGAUGUACUACUACGAGAAGAAGUUCGAAAAGUGUUACUUUGCAGAAGACAAAAUUAUUGAGACGUUUUCAGGGCCCUUGAGAAAUCAAAUCAUCGACAACCGGGCGAUACGUUUCUACGAAAAAGUUCCGAUUUUUCGUGGCAUUCCGGAACAAUUUUUGCUUCUGCUGUCACGCCACAUGGAGAAGGAAAUUUAUCUGCCGAACGAUAUGAUAAUGAAAGCAGGGACCGCUGGGAGUGCAAUGUGUUUCAUAUACAGCGGAUCGGUUGCCGUCUAUACGCAGUCGGGUAAGGAAACGGAGCAUUUGCACGAUGGGGAUCAUUUUGGCGAAAUUUCAUUAUUCCUUAAAAAUAAGCGCUUGGUCAAUGUAAUCGCGAUCGAGUUCACCCAAAUCUUCGUUUUGCGGCGCAAAGUGUUUGCCGAAUUUGUUCGACCGGAACAUGAGCUCUACCAACGGUUCGAGAAGGUGGCCAAGGAGCGGAUGCAGCAAACUCUGCUCGAGGAGGAACAGCACAAAAACCAUCUGCUGAUGGAGAAUGGGGCAAACAACGAAUGAGGAGAGAUGCGCAGAUAGGGAAGCGAAUGAAAGGUGACGACAGUCACCAACAGAACUUGCUUUGCGGCAAACGAAUGCGAUGUGGUUUAAGGAUAUGCAGUUUUUUUCAUGAAACGAAACGAUUCAAGUAAUUUCUAA
Aedes aegypti (yellow fever mosquito) is the source of this 1880-nucleotide messenger RNA. RefSeq names its product potassium/sodium hyperpolarization-activated cyclic nucleotide-gated channel 4. The record is from RefSeq and is a predicted model, not a curated record. NCBI's taxonomy places the organism in Eukaryota, Metazoa, Arthropoda, Insecta, Diptera, Culicidae. The transcript is spliced from 8 exons. Bases 30 to 1742 code for a protein of 570 amino acids.